CUUGAAAGGUGAUUCAGAUGAAACAGCUCUAAGUGCUUCAAAGACUUGUUAUCACUGAAAGAAUAGAUUCCACACCCAAACCUUGAAGUGGUCUCCCAGGACUAUGGUAGCCUGUGGGUGAAGAUGGACUCCAACCAGGUGACUAAUUGUGCAGAGAGUUCCUCAGACAUCUUUAAUGAGACACCCCAAGUUCAAACAAACAUUCCACCUGCUGCUCCUACACUGAAUACAAGGUACUACAGUGUGAUGGAUGAUGAAGGUGCAGAUGAUGUCUUUAUCCACCCAACCUCUCUUCCUACAACCUGCUUGGUUCCUUCAGUGCCAGCAGAGGGAAGCCCAGGAACAACAGACAGUAAUUCUGGUGUGACCCUUUCAAAUGGAGCAGCUGACGCCACAGAGGCUGAAGCUAAUCCCAGAGGCUUAGACAGGCAUGAGACUGAGAAGCAGUUAAUGGCAGCACGAAACAAGACGGAUGAAGUCAUAUUAAGAACAGAGCAGCCUUCAAGGGAGUCUAUGGACAACAUUUUACCGUCCAAUGACAAGGACUCUACUCCACCAGCUUAUCAAGAACAAACAUCCACUGACGAUAACGUUUGUCUGAUGGAAGCAUCAGAUGAGGCUGGGAAACAGUUUGAGGAUAACAUAUCAGGAGAUCAGGGAUCAGAUGGAGAGCCUGAAGACAUUUUAAUUCUGAGUGAAGGAGAUGAAAGUUGUGAGGAGACUGACACAGAAGAGGACAAUUAUCCACAAAAGCCUUCAAAUUUGAAGGAAAAUGAGGCCUGUCAAGACAAAGAGGAAAGUGAAACUAAACAUAAAGACAUUUGUUGUCAUGGUGAAAGAGACUCCAAACUAUCAAGGGAUGAUCUAGACUGUGUCGAGAAAAUGGCCCCAACACUGCCUGGUCGCGGUGUAAAUCAAGGUGAUUUUCAAGCCUCUGAGCCAUCAGUUAUCUCUGAAAGCAAGCAAGACACGAUAGAAUUAACAACCAAUCAGCCACAGGUAGCUGACUUCUCAGCAGAGGUGAUCAAUGACAGUGAAGGGCAAAUUGAGAGCAGGUCUUUGGAUUACACCCUCACAAAAUUUCUCUGGGUGAGAAGAGAGAGUGGCAGUACAGAAACUCAAGUAACUCAACUUCCCACCUCCGAAGAUUCUGAAAAAAUGGUGGAGAAAGUAGAUGGAAGCCGGAGAAUUGUUACUGAUAUCCAACAAGGAGAACAGCUGCUUCAGCGUCUGCAAAUGGUGCAGUUACGACAUGAGGAGAUCCCUAAUGAGUCCCAGAAGGUUGUGAAAGUGGUGAGAAGUGAAAAAGAGGUUGGAUUUGAAGACAGGAAAGUGAGAGGAAGGAGUGUGCCAGAUGAAGAUGAUGAGGAUGGUAGAUUUCAAGACAAAGCAAAUACAAACUUGAUGGUUGACAAUAAGAAUGAGAGUAACCAAGUUCAAGCAAAAGCAGGGAUAUCUUUGAUUACAAUGCCAGGACAGACAGAGCCCAAGGAGAUUACCAGAACUGAAGCGAGCGAUUCUGAGGAUGAUCAGAGUGACCACCUGAUCCCUUCGGAUUUGCCGCUUAACCCUCAUGAAGCAUCCUCUACUGAAAUUCCCUCUCUGUCUACUGGACAGCGAUUCUCAGCUGCUGAAACCUCAACGGAAAGACAGAUCCAUGAGGCAGCUCAGGGGAAGCCGAACCUGCAGAGAGCCGACGGUAUUUUUAACCUUGCAGGUAAUCCAGAUGUACUAGAGAUUCCCUUCAAGACAAAUGUCUCUCUUGAGUCACUUCUUACUAAGGCUUGCACCAGUCAACACACUCAGUGGCAAUUCUCUGAGAAGAAGAUGCAGAAAGAGAUAAGUCAGGAAAUUCAGAGAGAGCUGGUGCUGGUCAACCAGGGUAAGAUUCCUGGGGAGUACAGCAAAGGGGAGGUCCGCCAGUUAAAGGAGACAAAAUUGUUGUUUGAAGCUUUCCAACAGGGCAACAGCGAGGGUCUGACAAGGCACCUGAAACCCCCCGUCACUGUGGUGAAAGAUCAAGUUUACCCCUCUGUUCUGGAGCGAACUCGUAGCCUUGAAAUGUUUACUCUCAAGAGCUCUCCUGUCUCCAGAACACAUUCUCUCAGGCUGUUCAACCCUGCAACCUCAGAGAGAGACAAAAGUCCUGAAAACUUCAGACCCAAGAGCCCAACUGGGGGCACUCGGGACAAAACACGCCUAUCUCCUUACCCAAAACAAGACAAGCACCUGCGACUGCACAGAAGCAUGGAUUCAAUAAACAGUGAAGCCACUAUAUCAGCUGUGGAGACAAGAAGCAAAACAACGGAGGCAAAUAAAAGCCAGGAAUCCCCCAUCCUUAAACAAAACCCCUUCUUCAAGUUGCGUCCUGCACUGGCUCUGCAGCCAGAGGUAGCGAAGGACAUUCGGGAGGCCAGGGAAAGGGAGGAAGAGCUGCGCAGACAGAGAAGCACUUUGUAUGGGGUCUGCAGACAGAAUAGUGAAGAUGAAGAAAAGUCUCGAUGUGCACUGACACCAAAAUCAGAUUUUAGGCUACAGGCACGUGGGAAACUGGAACGGGUUUGGCCUCCACCUUCUAAGAAAGACCAGAAGACAUCUGAGCAAACACAGCAGGACCCAAAAGUUCAUAGAACCGGAGGUCAGAAGGCUCAGCUUUGGCAGCGCUGGGAAUGUGGCCUGAUCAACGGGCAGGCAUCGAAAGAAAAGAAGUGACAAUGGUUAUCCUAGUCCUCCAAGACUACAAACAGAAAUCCAGUGAUUUGCAAAGCUAGAACCACAGUCCCAACAAUGAUAAAUCAGUAUAACCAAUAUUGCUGUUAGUUCCUGCUUAAACAAUUUCUGAAUCUUCAAACUCUGCUUUGUAUAUCUGUCAAAUAUUCUUUUUUCUUUUUUGAUAUAUUAAAAACU
This is a messenger RNA of Melanotaenia boesemani (Boeseman's rainbowfish), 2907 nucleotides long. RefSeq lists its product as uncharacterized. NCBI's taxonomy places the organism in Eukaryota, Metazoa, Chordata, Actinopteri, Atheriniformes, Melanotaeniidae. The transcript is spliced from 3 exons. The coding region runs from base 124 to 2712 and encodes 862 amino acids. The record is from RefSeq and is a predicted model, not a curated record.